GGGGAUUCCCCGCCGCCCCGCUGCGGGACCGGCUCCUUCCCCCCUCGGUUGCCCGCCUCCUCCGCUUGCCGACACCCAGGCGCGCCCGCUCGGCCCCUCCGGGAUUCCUGCCUUGUCUCGGGAUCGGAACAUUACCUCUCCGCCUCUCCGCCGACCUCAGGACAACAGUGCAGAGAAGAAGGCAGCCACGAUGCCCGACUCGCCGGCCGAAGUGAAGACGCAAUCCCGCUCCACCCCACCCAGCAUGCCACCCCCACCUCCAGCCGUCACCCAGGGAGCCUCACGCCACCCUUCCUUCACGCCAAACACAAAUCGAGAAGAUGGGCCUCCGACGUUUCUGCCUCAUGGCCGUUUUCAUGGCUGCUUGAAAUGGUCUAUGGUCUGUCUUUCUAGAGCGAGCGAGAGAGCGAGUGGGAGCGAGAGCAAGCCUGAGAAUACACGGGAGAGGCAGGGCUGCUGGCUUCCGAGACGACCCAAACCCGGCGGGCGAGUGAUGAAUGGGAGCAGCCAUUCCCCGACAGCCAUCAAUGGAGCCCCAUCCACCCCCAACGGGUUCAGCAACGGCCCGGCCACCUCCUCCACGGCCUCGCUGUCCAACCAGCAGCUCCCGCCGGCCUGCGGCGCCCGGCAGCUCAGCAAGCUCAAGCGCUUCCUCACUACCCUACAGCAGUUUGGAAAUGACAUCUCGCCCGAGAUUGGGGAGCGGGUCCGUAGCUUGGUGCUGGGGCUCGUGAAUUCCACCCUGACCAUUGAGGAGUUCCAUUCCAAGCUUCAGGAAGCCACCAAUUUCCCUCUGCGUCCAUUCGUCAUUCCCUUCCUGAAGGCCAACCUGCCCUUGCUGCAGCGAGAGCUCCUCCACUGUGCCCGCCUGGCCAAGCAGACCCCGGCCCAGUACCUGGCCCAACACGAGCAGCUCCUGCUAGAUGCCAAUGCCUCUUCUCCGAUCGACUCCUCCGAGCUUCUGCUGGAAGUCAAUGAGAAUGGCAAGAGGAGGACACCAGACAGGACCAAAGAGAACGGGUUGGACCGAGACCCGCUGCAUCCUGAACACCUCAGCAAACGGCCUUGCACCAUGAGUCCGGCCCAGAGGUACAGCCCCAGCAAUGGGCUGAACCAUCAGCCCAACGGGCUGCCCCACCCCACCCCGCCCCCACCCCAGCACUACCGCCUCGAGGACAUGGCCAUGGCACACCACUACCGGGACCCUUACCGCCACCCGGACCCCCGCGAACUGCGGGAACGCCAUCGACAAGCCGCUGUGCAUGGCUCGCGGCAAGAAGAAGUGAUAGACCACAGACUCACAGACCGAGAGUGGGCGGAGGAGUGGAAGCACCUCAACAAUCUCCUGAACUGCAUCAUGGACAUGGUGGAGAAGACUCGGCGCUCCCUCACCGUGCUGCGCCGCUGCCAGGAGGCCGACCGGGAAGAGCUUAAUCACUGGAUCCGGCGCUAUAGUGAUGCCGAGGACAUGAAGAAGGCCCCCAUCUCCGCCCCACCCCGUCCCCACAACAGCUCCUCCAACUCCGACACUCCCCAGCUAGACACUCACCGUGAGUUUGUGCCCCGACCACUGUCCGGUUAUAUGCCAGAAGAAAUCUGGAGAAAAGCUGAAGAAGCCGUGAACGAGGUCAAGCGGCAGGCAAUGUCGGAGCUGCAGAAGGCUGUGUCGGACGCCGAGCGGAAAGCCCACGAGCUGAUCACCACCGAGCGAGCCAAGAUGGAGCGGGCUCUGGCCGAGGCCAAACGCCAGGCCUCCGAGGACGCGCUCACCGUCAUCAACCAGCAGGAGGAUUCCAGUGAGAGUUGCUGGAACUGCGGGCGCAAAGCCAGCGAGACCUGCAGCGGCUGCAACACAGCCCGUUACUGCGGCUCCUUCUGCCAGCACAAGGACUGGGAGAAACACCACCACGUCUGUGGCCAGACCCUGCAGGGCCUCCAGGCCUCGGCCGGCCCGGCCCCGGCCAACGGCGUGGGGCUCGGAGGCGUGGGCUCCUCCCAGCCGGACGUGGUGGCCGUGGGCCCCUCCCUGACCGGGGUGGCCGUGGCCCCCAGCCCCAGCGAGACCAGCUCUACGGCCGCCUCCCGCUCCGGCACCCCGGCCACCCCGCCUGCCCCGCUGGAAACUGCGUCCCGCUAACACCCCAGAGGGGCAGGAGGCAAGGAAAACCGGCGACCUACUAAAGUCACUGCUGCUACUGCUUUUCUCCAAAAGAAAAAAAAAACAAAACAAAAAAAAAACUGCAUUCAAUGCAACUUCCUCAGCUACCUGAAGAUUCCAUUCGACCUCCAAACCACCUCUUUAUCUCUCCUCGAGUGAUCCUCACCAAGCUUCAAAACUGGGCUUUAAAGUGCAGUUGACAAAGAAAGUACAAACCUUCUUCUAUGUUAAUCUUCUCUCUGUCUCUCCCUGUGUGUCUUUCUCUCUCUCUGUCUCUCUUUCUCUCUCCGCGUGUGUGUCUCUCUGUGUCUGUCCCUCUAUGUCACACGCUCUUUUUAAAAAUUAUUUGUUGAUUUAUAUUUUUGGUGAAGAUUCUGAUUUUUUUCAAAAGAGCUAUUCAGAAAUGGACAAAAAAAAAACUGUUGUUUUUAUUUUAAUUAAUAGGGAAAAACUGAUUUUGUAGCUGGAGAUCUGUGUCGCUGAGUCAAACCGAACUGCCUGUGAGUCACGCAAAGGGCGUGUAAGGCGAGGACGGUAAGAAGGAUUUCAAUUUCCAAAUGAAGAAGAUUUUUUGGGGUUUUUUUGUCUUUUUUUUAAAUGUCAAACUCUUUGGCUUUAAGUAAAAAUCCAAAAAGAUUUAAAAAAAAAAAAGAAAGGAAGCUUACCUAUAAACUACCUUGCUAGCUAGCCAAGAAUACCAGAUACACCUCUGCUCCAAAGUAAACCCAAAAAGCAAACACAAAAAAUCCAAACUUUUCUUUUUACCACUGCCAAAGUUAUUUUUUAAUUUUAGUCGGGGCUUGUUUGUUUUGUUUUUUGUUGUCGUUUGGCUUUUUUUGGUUAGUCUUUUCAUGGAACAAGGAGCAGCACUUGUUUGUUUCAACGAGCGACAGCAACUGCUCUAUUGGUGAAACGGAGGAGCCAGCAGUGAAGAAAACCGACACUCUUCCUCCCACCCGCUGGCUCCAUUUUGCUGGCUCAGCUCUCCAUCUUUGGAUCUUCCUACUCUGCCUGGCUGAAGGACGAGCCUCGGUGGCUUCAGAGUUCAUUUCCAAACAAAUAAAGCAAAAUCAUCGCCGCAACAUAACAACCCCCCAAAAAUCCCACUACUGUGUGUGUGCGUGUGUGUGUGCGCGCGAGCAUGCAUUCCGGAGGGUGUCUGUGCGUGUGGGUGUUUGUAGGGGAAUGAUACCCCUGUCUUUUUUUUUUCCCCCAUGCCCUCUAUGGAUUAUCGACACAUUGAAUUUUUCCUAUGAUGAAAAAAGUGCUAAAGCGUUCCUUUCCAGAGAGAGCUGUUGUUCUGAAACCAAACUGUGACAAUCUUUUCGGUUGAUUCUUGACUGCUUUCCGGAGCACGAGCAGAGAGCGACUGCACCAGUACCUUCCACUUCUUCUGUUAUUCCUCUACCUCUCUUCUCUCCAUUUCCCCCACCCCUUCCUUGGUCACAGGAUCACCUUACUGCUGGGCUCCUUUCUUCCAAACUUUUGCAGGAAAAAGAAAGCCAACCUUUGUAGUCCACCCCCUUCCACCUCCCCAUCCUCUUUAGAAGAGUAUUUUGACGGCCUGUAUAUAACCCCUGGCUUUUACGACCAGUUAUUCCCCGGAUGUUUUCUCCUCUGGUCUCGUGAUGGAGCACGAUCGGUCUUUUCAUUUUCACAUUCUUCACCCCGUCGUUCCCUUCCCCUUCCCCUUGCCCCUUUCGACUUCCACAGCUAUUUCUAGGAGGAAAUAAAGGAAAAAAGAAAAUUAACACUUGUACUUAAUGGAAGAAAGACAAUGUAGAUUUUUUUUUUUUGCAUUUUCUUGUAUCGUUGUAUAAAGUACAGAGGACGGGAGUGCAAUAUGGAGCGUGGUACGGCUACUGUAUGGGGGUUCAAAGAGACUUCCCAGCCAUGGGUCAAUAUUGUACGUUAAUGUGAAUGUAUAUAGUAUUUGCAGAGGUCCAAAUAAUGAUAUUAAUAAUAAUAAUAAUAAAGAAGAGAUGUUUGCCAAAUAAAAAUAAGACAAACCACUGAAGUAUGUAAAGUUUAGGAAAUAGGUUUUAAAAACAAAUCAUCAGUGGGGUCAUUGGGAAGCUCUAGUUUAACCAGAGUUGCAAAGGCCACUGAGAGUAUUUAACAUGAAGGAUGAAAUCACGUUUUCCCAAGUCACUGUCCGAGGGGAGUUCCGGCAGAUGGAACCCGUCUCGAAAGAGUGGGUUGGAUGUGUUGGAUUUUUGGGUUUUGAACCAUUUCCCCUGACUGCCCCCCUUCAUUUGAAUCCUUUCAAUCCCCCGCAUGUCUCUGCGUUUCAUAGAGGUUUACUUUUGUAGGUUUCAUGAGAGCAAGGGUUAGAAGUAUUUUGUUAGAACAGUUUUCAUUCUCGGGAAAAUGCAGGCCCAGGAGUUGGUUCUAUGAAGGUUUGCUAAACCUUUCGGCUUUUUUUCGGUUUUCUUCUCCCUAGCGGUAAGCCUGUUAACCGUCUAGAGGCGUAGACGAAUCGGACACAGGACGCCCUCCCCCUAACCCCCACCCUCUGUGCACUUCAACCCCACCACCACUACCUCUCCUGGUUAACCUCCCGCUGUCUCUUCUUCUUCCCUCUCCCUUUUUCCCCUCCAUCCCUUUCUGUCCACCCACCCCACCUUACCGCCCGGCUCAUUGCGAAAUUGCCGACGGCCCCCAGCCAAUUUUGGUUGGGUUGGGAGCUGGGAUGAUCCCUCCCAGCCCUCAAGUUUGCAAACUGGGUUUCGGUUUCUCGGUUUCAAAAGAGCACAAGGUAGGAUCGGAGGUGGAGAAAUGGCCACACGGUCUCCGGUCUGGUGGGCUAGACAGUACCUCCUUCUGGAGAGGAACUGAGCGGCUCGCGUGGCUAGUGUCGGAGAAUGGUUCUGCUCUCAGGGAAGAGGCCAGUGAGGCUCGGUGGUGUUGGGAGGUCAGCGCCACAUCCCUGAGUCGGGAAGAUGAGACGGUACAGGGCGAGCCCCUUGGCCAAGGGUCUGUCGACGGGGUUUCCUCGGUCACCUGACUUGCUUCUGGCUCUCAGACUCAGUGGGGAACCAUUUCUCCCCACCCCCAAGAUCAUAUGCUGUCCUGUCAGGGGAGUCCUGAAGGCCCGGUGGCUUUCUGCCCUUGGUGUGGGCCAGCAGAUGAGUUUGAAAACUUCUGUCUCUCUGCUCUCACCCCUCAGCACCUCGUCCCAUCUCAAAUGGAAGAGGGGCUGGGCUCCAGGUCAGGGCUCUGCUGUCAGAUGAGCCAGACCCCCAGGGAGUCGGGCAGCCACCCUCCCUAGGACACGGGUGCUCGAGAAGGGGCCGAGUAACAACGCCAGCUGGAAAUCGCAUCCGUGCCCGGAGGAGAGGACGGAGGCUCCUGGGUGGCCGUCUUCCUCCCCGCUUCCUUAUGCUGCUGCCUCUCUUGGGUCCAAACAGAGCCUAAGGUGAAUGCGGUGGGAGGAACUGGCCUCUUGGAGAAAAGGAUUUAAAGGCCUCUCUGAGUCCGGCCUGUGGAUCCCCCUAGAGACUACCCGGACAGCAGCCGUCAUUGCUGUGUGCACAGUGUUCCUCCCCAGCACUGGUUCAGAGACCGCUCGGUGCUCUGGGACUUCCGGGGGUGCAAGAAAAUUGGUCAAGAGGGUGUGCAGGGACUCAUUGGCAACCCCCUCCUCCCCCUGCCCACCAUCUCACAGUUAGAGGAUGGGCGUGAGGUUGAUUGGUUGUCCCACCUCAGCCUGGGCCCUGGUGACCUAGGCAGGGGGUUCCCUUGAGGAAGACUUGGGUUCGCCCCAGUGACGGGGAGACCAGACUGUCACGGGGAGCGGCUAACAUCCAGUCCGGCCAGGGAUGGUGUGGGUCCGGCGAGGGUGUCAUCCCCUCUCCUCGGCCCCCCACCGCCCUGCCCCCGGACAAUCGCUGCAGUCUGGCGUGCAGUAAAUUCAGCCGCAAUCCUCACUCUGGGGCCCAACCUCGGGAACCUGCUUCCGAGGCUUCCGUGUCAAAGCUUUCCGGGUUGCCGAUCUUGUGAUGUUGAGGAUUCCAAUUGUGUUUUAAAGGCAAAAGGAAAUUUGGAGACAGCUGGUAUCUUAUGAGCCACGGUGGCCAUCCUGUUGAUCUUGCUCUCUCUCUCUGCACCGAAUGUGGUCUGUUUUUCUUAUUUCACACAGAAAGGUGAUAUAGCAGAAGUAUUUCCAAUGCCGUCCAGUGCUGCAGGGGCCCCUGUCAUUCUUAGCGUUUGGUGGUUUUUCUCUCGUGCUUGAAUCUCGGGCUCCCACCCCCCUCCAUCUGCUCAGAAACCACCUCCCCGCCACACUACCUCCAACCUGCUUAAGGACCAUAGAAGACGCGUUUUGUUUAUUUGAAAGUCACUGUUCAAGAUCCCACUCGCGAUCCAAACCAAAAGCUCUGGGAGAGACCGGUGCUCACGGAGCCCCCAGCGGAAUCCCAAACCGAAUCGACAGCUUUAACGUUGAGACACCAAAAAGCGGAGGGCAGGGAGGCCGGACAACCGGCCGGGGGGAUGGACGGAAGCUGCUCUCCGGGAGAGCCGGGCCGGGGUCGGGCACUGGCGAGGCGGCGCCAGUGCUGGUGAUGCGGCGGGGGCAGCGUCACUGACCACAAGUACUCGGGAUUGAGCUAGACUGCAGCGCUGACCCUGCGACUGCCGGGACAGCAGCUGGAGCGUUGUGCUUCCGGCCACUUCUGGCGUAGCUCUGAGGCCGCCCGACUCUGGGCCGUUGCUGCCUGUCACUGAAACAGAGGCAGGGGCCGCUUUCGCUGGGCCAGGCUGGACUCCGUGCCGACCUGACCCAGCCUUGGGGUUCGGGUGCCCCCGGGGGGGUGCGGGCUUUUCUGAGGCCUUGCGGGGCUCUGCCCUCUGAAAGGCGGGGGGGAAGGGAGGGUCCUGGGCAGCAAAGGGUUCCAAACCCCAUUGCACCAAGGCGACCCUGCCCCUUUCUCCCCCUCUGGCCGACAUCCCCCACAAAUUUGGAAUUCCUUUUCUCUGGACUUUCUCUUUUCUGGGUCUUAGAAGGAGGAACUUUUGGCCACCACCUGUAUCACAGUGGAACUUUGGGGCUGGCUGGCUCUCUGCCUGGAUGUCUAUGUCUCUGUCUCUCUCUCUCUCUCACGCUCACUGUCUGGGUGACCAAGCAGCCUGCCACAGGACUGUCCCCACCUCCCUCCCAAGAGAAAACUCUUCCUUUGGACGAGUGCAAACCCAGAGCUCUCCGCUGUCUUCUGCAGGGCUGCAGGCCAAGAACGGUCUGGGAGAGGAAGGCGGGAAGUUUUGUUCCACUGGGGGAAUGAAAGAAAACAGAUCCUGGAACUUAGGGAGGGAAGGGCCCUUCCUCAUACUCAUGUUCAAGGAGAGUCAAAGAGCUCAGACAGAUCCACUUUUAUGGUCUUGAGCCCAAGGGCUUGAAAGAUAUCAAUCCUGGGACCAGAGGGAAUAGCCCCAGCCUGGCCCUCCUCAGUGCCACCCCACUUUAUACCAAGGCCAUGUUUUCCCUCGGGCAACGUGCUCCCACCACGGGGCAGCACUUAGCUGGGAAAAGAGAGGUGGGCUGGCAGUUCUCUUCUCUCAUAGAAAGGGUAGCAAGGAAGGGCUGAGGCAGGAGCCAUGGGCAUUUUUGUUGGCAGUGGAAGGAGAGAGGGAGUGGCAUGAAGAAAGGGGGGAUGCACCUUUCCCUGGAUUUGGUUAUCUUUCUGGGGAAACCCAGGCCCAAAGCCAGGGCUCAACUUCUUGCCCCUCACCCAUACCUUCUGGGAUCUCAGGGUGAUCUGUGUUUGCUCCCCAGCCCCCUAGCUCUGUUUCCACUCUGGGGAAGAGUUACUGGUCUCUGCCUGGGGACCCAGAAUCAGAGGCAGGAGGAAGCGGGUGAGCAGGGAAGCCAGGAGUGGUCAUUCUUGUCAAUAUGCUGUGGAAUGGGGGUCUCUUUGGAGACCCUGACUGUCCUAAUCCUCAAUUGUUCCAAAUAGAAAUCCUCGCUGACACCAAAGCAUUUGUUUCUCUCAUAAAUCCAUCUAUCCAUUCAUCCACCCAUCCAAGAUGAAACAUCCAAUAUCGUAACAAUGCCCCAGGUUACCAGAUCCCGGGCAACUACUUGUCCAAAGUUUGCUGGCCAAUCAUGGUCCAUUAGGACUGGACUUGCCAACAAUCACAGAGAAGAGUAAAGAUACUCACAUUUUUUAAAAAGUUACUAAUGAAAAAAUGCAUCCUCACAUUCAGCUGGCAGUCCCUAUUGCUCCAGUAUGAAACUCAAGGUGAUUAGAGAAUUGGAAAUGGUCCAGCUAGCCGCUCUGUCUCCAAGGAUUGAAUUAAGAUUGUCCUCAGCUCUGGUUUCUAGAGCUCUGCCCAGUCCUUAUGAUUUUUGAGAUUUGGGGGUGUUUUGUGGGGUGUGAGGCUUUCCUUGGAGCUGGAGCUGAGCUGCCUUGCUAACUAAUCACUGGGAGAGAAGACUCCUACUCUGUGCUAGCAACAAGGCCGAUGUAAUUGGAUCUGCCUUUAUAGUCAAGUGGGCAUGUCUUGGGGACUGGGAGAAUGGUGUUGUGGGGAGGCGCUCACCUCUGUCCAUUGCAAUGUACUUCUCCCUCAACCACACUUCUCCCUCUCCCCCAACUCCCAUCCUUCUCUCUGGGCUUAAACCCAUCAGGGCAAGCUGGUCGAAGGAGUAGAAAGCUGUCUCAAGAAGCCUUCCUCCUUAUGUUCUCCUGUAAGGGGUCAGGCUUCUUUAAGGUGCAAUGAGAUGUGAUUGGGGUAUGAUUGUACCCCCUAGAGCCACACAGAGUAGGUUCCAGUACUAACCUUCUUCACUGAACAGUUCCACCCAUGCCCUACCCAAGCCCAUUCCCUCUAGUGACCACUCUCUCUCUCUCUCUCGGCGUGCUGGAGGGUGGGUUGGUCAUCUUCAGGCCCCCGACCUCCCCGGGGUGGGGGGGAGUGGCUGCCUCCCCCCCAGGGCCAUCCCUGGGGCAGGGGCAGGAGCUGGGUGGGGUUUCAGAUGCAUGGCUUCCUCCACUUCUCUCUCCCCACAGCCAGGCCCGCGUAUUCUGUAGGGGGAGAGAAGAUAGAAGUCGUUGGCUAUUGCUCCUUUGACCAAACGUAACAUGGGAGGGGCUCUCCCAGACAAGAUGGGCUUGCCCUGGGGGGCAGGAAGCAGACAGAAAUCAUAGUGAGUCGAUGACAUUAAAAUAUUAAUAAGCCAAUGAUUUUAACAAUAUCAGUAAAGGAGGAAAGAGACCCCGAUCUCACAGGCUUUCUGCUCAGACCUUUUCAGGCCAGUAAGCUCUGGGCUUGCUGCCACUCGAGACAGUUCUCCCACCCAAAGAUAUCUCAGCAGCAGCAGCAGCAGCAGCAGCAGCAGCAGCAGCAGCAGUAGCAGUUUCUUGUCUUUGCCUCAGCUGCUUCCUUGUUUAAUGAGAAAAGCACUUGGUGUUUCCCUGCUGCCCCUUUUCCUUCAUCUCUCUCUCUCUCUCUCUCUUUCUCUCUCCUCCUUCCCUCCCUCCUCCACUCCCCACCUCCCACCUGGUUCUGCUGUAUCCAUGGUGGAUGUGCUCCCCCGACCCGGGAACCCCAGUGGAGUUGGGAGCCUCCAAACAGGGGAGACUUUCUCCACAGAUCUUGGGUUCUUGAGUCUGGCUCCCUUCCUCCACCUCAGCAACGGCUCCAAUGAUUGCCCUGUGGCGCCCACUGCUUCAGCCCGUCAGGCUGCCCAGUGGGGAGUGCCAUCCCUCCCACCUACAAAACUCUGCAAUACUUGAACUGAAGGCCUCGGGGAGUGGAGGGCUGGGGAGGGAGAGGAGCCUGGGUGUGUACAGACUGGUAGGUGUGUUUUAAAGACAGGACUUCAAAGAGAAUUUUUUUAAAAAAUAGAAUUUUAUGAAAAAAGCCCCUGUUCCCCAAUGUUCUUCGGGUUUCUGUGGCCAUUCUAGAGAAAUGACAAUGUUGGCAUGCUGUCCCUCCCCGGUGCUGUGUCCUGCUUUCUCUAAAUGUACUGUAUGUUUGACCUGUGAACGCUGUAAAACAUUAUGAUUCAGGUUAUGUCUGUUCUUAACUCUGUAUCCGUGUAAUAAAACAAAAUUUAAUAUCA
This is a messenger RNA of Ornithorhynchus anatinus (platypus), 10223 nucleotides long. It is a transcript of the gene CBFA2T3, whose product is annotated as CBFA2/RUNX1 partner transcriptional co-repressor 3. The coding region runs from base 191 to 2137 and encodes 648 amino acids. The transcript has 13 exons. Gene Ontology annotation, molecular function: transcription corepressor activity. Lineage: Eukaryota; Metazoa; Chordata; Mammalia; Monotremata; Ornithorhynchidae. Gene Ontology annotation, biological process: negative regulation of DNA-templated transcription; DNA-templated transcription. The record is from RefSeq and is a predicted model, not a curated record. Gene Ontology annotation, cellular component: nucleus.